CUUCCGGUGGGUCACUGUUGUAAAGUUAAUUGAAAAUUAUUGUAGGCGAUGUUAAACCGGUGAAGCUCUGUCGAGUUGUCAGUUGGAAAACAUAGACACACAGAGAUAUUGGCAACAACAACGAAGCGAGUUGGAAAUCUUGCGACUUUUACCAAUGUCAUAGAUACAAUUUAAAGCAGUUUACCAUGGAUGAAGACCGCAUGUACCAGGUACUGAAUGAUGUCUUCAAACAUAAACAAUUUAAGUCAGACCUACAGAGGAAAGCUAUUGAAACUAUCAUUAAAGGAAAACAAGAUGUUUUCAUUUCCAUGCCCACAGGAUCUGGCAAAUCACUGUGUUUCCAGCUACCUGGCAUGUACAAACCCGGGAUUUCCGUGGUGGUUUCUCCACUGCUGGCUCUCAUCGAAGACCAAAUUGACCAUUUGCGCAACAUCGGAAUCCGUGCAGUUACUAUCAACUCUAAACAGACCAUGACCGAGAGAAACCGAAUCACAACUGACCUUAACCGACCAAAGCCAAAAACCCGUUUCCUCUACAUCACUCCUGAGCAAGCUUCCACGGCCUUUCUUCAACAACAUCUCUACAGCCUCAACCAUGCUGACCUCUUGAACUAUUUCAUUAUUGAUGAAGCCCAUUGUGUAUCACAGUGGGGCCAUGACUUUCGUCCAGAUUACCUUAAACUUGGCCAGUUAAGGGCCAAUAAAAUCCCUAAUGUUCCCUGCAUUGCACUAACUGCUACUGCAACAGCGCAAGUGACAAAGGACAUUGUAAAAUCUCUGGCUCUCCGCAAACCUUAUGCGUCUUUCAAAACUAGUUGUUUCCGCCCAAAUUUGUUCUAUGAAGUAAGAAUGAAAGAAACCUUGGACGAUCCCUUCAAAGAUGUCCUGGAUUAUGUAUGUGCAAAGUUUGGUGAACCCCCUGACAACAACAGCUGGAACGACAAUGGUGCCGGCAUUAUAUAUUGCCGUACUAGAGACACGUGUGAUGAACUAGCUGUUCGAUUUCAAAAGAGUGGGAUUCCUACGAAAGCUUAUCAUGCUGGACUCCGAGAGGUUGACCGACUGCAGAUCCAAAUUGACUGGAUGGAAGGCCGCAUCCCAUUGAUUACAGCUACCAUCAGUUUUGGCAUGGGUAUUGAUAAACACAAUGUCCGUUUAGUUGUCCACUGGACCUUACCAAAGACCAUGUCUGGUUAUUACCAAGAGUCUGGCCGAGCCGGUCGUGAUGGCCAGCCUUCUUAUUGCUGUCUCUAUUACUCUCGCCGUGACCGAGAUGCUAUAUCUUUCCUCCUGAAGCAAGAAGCAACUAAGAGGAAUGCCCGCAACCAAGAAAAUUGCAUGAGAAAAUCAGCAGAGACUAACUUUGAGAUAAUGGUUAAGUACUGUGAACUACCACGUUGUCGGCACCGUGUGAUAGCAGAGUAUUUUGGUGAUGAAAAACCAAACUGCCAGAAGCAAUGUGAUUAUUGUAAAAAUGCAAAGUAUGCUGACAAACAAGUGCAGAACCUUCUGCAGGGUAGUUACGGGAAGUGGUGUCGAAAUGAAUAUGGAAGUACAAGAAUGGUCAAGGAACCAACGGAACCAGAUGUAGAGCUUUAUGGUGGUGGACGGCUUGGUCAGCAGAAGGAUUCCAAAGACUACUAUGGCGAAGAAGACAGUGAUGAAAAUUCUGACGAUGAGAAUGACAAUAACAGAAGACAACGUAAGAAUCUUAUAUUGAAUGAAUUAAAAAGACGUAAACCUGCUCCAUCUAUUGUACAGGAAGAGGAAGAUGACACACCAGUCAUUCCUGCUGACUGUCCACUCCGAGAUCCUUCAAGUGACAGAAUUCCACGACUAAACUUUCAAAUCCGGAUGUACUGUUUUGAGAAAUUGAAAUCUGCAUUGUGCAACAACUUUAAUAAGUAUUUUGCAGAUGUCCCUCAUAAGUUAAGGGAUGGAGAAUUUCAAGUUCCAAUUUGUUGUGCAGAUUUGGAAUUUGAAGUGUUUAAGGCCAGCAAGUUUGCAAAUCUUUACAAAGCUGGUAUUUUUAAGAAAGAAUUUGAGAUUAAAAAACUCACUGAAUGUAAAAACCUUCAUUCAAGCUUAAAACCCCUUUGGGCCCCGGACUCUAGUGGAAUCAGCUCAGAUGAAGAUAGAAAGGGCCCAGUUAAGAACAAGAAAAUAUUAGCAAAAGACACAAGUAGUUCAGAUGAGCAGAAGCAUCGUGGUAGUACCCCAAGAAAAGAGAAAGAUAAAAACACGGUAGAUACUCGACAGAAUGAAUUGACAUCAUGUUUAACAGUUCCAAAUUCAGAUGAAGAGAAAUCAGAUUCCCAUUAUACAGCCGCUAACGAGGAUGAACAAAUGGAAGAAGAAAUUAGUGAACUGGAAGAGGAAAACCAGGCAGAAUCACCUCUGCUGUUUGAUGAUCCUGAGUCCACUGGCCUUACCACUACAGAUGAGGAUGAAGAGGUUGAGCUAGCUCUUUUCACACCUCUUAAUUCAGUUCUAAGCCGGUCUUCGAAGCAGUUUUCUAAAUUCAAAAAAUCCUCUUCAAAGCAUUCAAAGAAAAAUGACAGUAAAGGUACCAACUCUUCCAGCUCAGCAGAAAAUUUUAAUAAUUCAUUUCAAGAGGCUUUAAAUUCUUCAGAAAGUCCCAAAACUUCCAAGAAACCAAGUAAACACAAACAUUCUUCCUCCUCCCCUUCUAAAAAGUCAGCCGAUUCUUCUAAAGCUAGUUCUUCUAAAACGUCUUCUAAAACUGCAGCUAAAAUACUUAAGGAUGAAAAGAAAGAAAGUUCCAGCAAAAUACCUGGUAAGUUAUCAAACAGUAUUAGUUUGAUAUCUGAUGAGGAUGAAAAUACUAAAAGUGUCCCAGUGAAGAAACUUGCGUCAUCUAUUGGUAAGCAUGGGGAGCCUUUUCACAGAAAGUCAGAAAAACAUGUUCAAAAGUCAUCAACAAAAGCUAAGCACACUAAAAGAGGAGAGGAAGAUUUCAGUAGCACGGGUUUGACUUCUGAUGAAGAUGAUAAGAUUACAGAGGCAGUUCUUGUAAAAAGUCCUGUUCCAGUAUUUAAGAAAGAGGAUAAUUUUCAUGAAAAGCUUGAAAAAGCCACAAAAGUUUCAGAGUUAGGGUUAGUCAAAAAAGAUAAAAGAUUUGAUGAAGAUUUUCAUAGCACAGGUCUGACGUCCGAUGAAGAGGAUAAAGCUACUGAGAAGGUUCUGGGAAAUAGUCCUGAAUUAGUGAUCAAAAAAGAUUGUUUUAACAGAAAGUUAGAGGAAUCUGUGAGCCCCACCAAAUCCCCAUCAAGAACAAAGAAGGAGAAAAGAUCAGAAAAACGAUCUAGCAGUGAGAAAAGGAGUAAGCACAAAAAACUACCGGAUGAAAAUCUAACCAGAGAUUCUCAUAGUUCUAAGGUAAAGGAAAAUAAAACUGUUGUCAUGGAAACAGAAUUUGUCGCGUCAUCACCAUCACCAUCAUUAUCAUCACCGUCAUCUUAUAAAGUCAACAAACAUAAAAUUCAGGAAAAGGAUCCUCUAAAACAUAAACACAAACGCAGGAAAACCGAAAGUAGCCAUCUCCAGAAUGUGAUUUCAUCCAUUGAAGAGAAAAUGUCCAGUAGCGAAGAGAAAAAGGGAAAAGAACUGGAAGGGUGUAUGAAACCGAAGGAGUUUCAUAAAAAAGUGAUAGUCUUUGAUCACCAAGGGACAUCAGAUGUCCCCAAAAGUAAAUCUAGACGAAGACAAAGUCGGUGGGACGAACCAACUAAUGAAGCCACAAACAAAACUAAUUCUGCAAACGUUAAUCAGAAACAGAAAGAAAACGGUGCUUUAUUUCCUGAUUCUACGACAGAAGCGGUAAUUGUUGAGAGAAGUUCUGUAAUUCCACCACCAGACGACAGCUGGAUGGAGGUGGUGAGACAGGAGAAGAAAAAGUCAAGCGGAGUAAGAUUCGAAGAAAACACAAGCAAUACAGAUUCAAGUCAUAAGGUAAUUGUGCAAGAGGAAGAAUGCGGUGCCAAAGUGCAGAAGAAUUCGUCUUGUAGCUCUAGCAAUAAUACAGGAAGUACCAACCCCAACAGUCACGAGAUGAAGAAAGCUGCCAAUCUUAUUGUCCAUUAUUUAAAUCCUUACUACAAAAACGGCAAAUUUGCCUCACGAGAACUCUUUAAAAUGGUUGCGAAAUUACUCACUCAGCGAUUUGUAAAGCAAUCCAAUAGCAACGCAGAAAAUGCCAAAGAAAUAGCAAAGAAACUUGCCACUAAUUAUUUCAGAAGACAUCCACUAAUUUCGUCUGCUGAAGAUGUCUCUGAUAUGGAGACGUAAAUCAAGGCGAUAUUUUUUUUUCAAUAGCUUCUGAAAUACUAACCGAAAAAUACUCCUCCCCCUUUCUUCUCAUCCUCCUCCAUUUCAACUGACCCCUUCUCUCUCUCAACAGUGCCUCCCUUUUUAACACCUCUUUGUAUCUUACUUUGGGGAACCUUUUCUCUUAUUCUACCAAAACAUAACUACCAUUGUAUAAUAACUUCUCUCACAUCUAGGCUGGGACUUCACCUUCAAUUACUGGUAUCCAGCAUUAUAUAUAUAUAUAUAUAUACACACAUAAACAUACAUAUACAUAUA
Octopus sinensis (East Asian common octopus) is the source of this 4604-nucleotide messenger RNA. Its product is annotated as ATP-dependent DNA helicase Q5-like. Gene Ontology annotation, cellular component: cytoplasm; chromosome. NCBI's taxonomy places the organism in Eukaryota, Metazoa, Mollusca, Cephalopoda, Octopoda, Octopodidae. Gene Ontology annotation, molecular function: four-way junction helicase activity; nucleic acid binding; 3'-5' DNA helicase activity. The record is from RefSeq and is a predicted model, not a curated record. The transcript has 4 exons. The coding region runs from base 186 to 4307 and encodes 1373 amino acids. Gene Ontology annotation, biological process: double-strand break repair via homologous recombination.